CAAAACUUGAAAAAAAAAAAGUAUUUUGUAGGUGAUUCAAUAUGGGUUGGUGCUGUCUUGUCAGUGAGAAACAUCAGGGGAAUGGAAUAAGAAGAGGGGAGAAAAUGGAGGAAUUUACAGUGGUCUAAGAUAAUUUUUUCGAAAAUUCUACCUAUUCACUUCACUCUAGAUAGUGUCUUACAAUUCACGUGUUUUAUUGUGAGGGAGAUCCACAUAAUCUUUUCCCUUAACACCCGUCAUCCAUAUAGAUGAUGGAGUUUUCUCUUUUUCAGGUCUUCUUCGUUGUGGAAAGAGUUGUCGGCUCCGGUGGGCAAACUAUCUCAGGCCAGACAUCAAACGUGGUCCUUUUAGUCCUGAAGAAGAGAAGCUUGUCAUUCAGUUGCAUGGAAUUCUUGGCAACAGGUGGGCUGCCAUUGCUUCUCAACUACCAGGAAGGACAGACAAUGAGAUCAAGAACUUAUGGAAUACUCACUUGAAGAAGCGCCUGCUUUGCAUGGGCAUUGACCCCCACACACAUGAACCCUCAUCCAACUCCAAUGGCCCCCUGAAUAGGCUGCCUGCGUCACCCUCGACCCGUCACAUGGCACAAUGGGAGAGUGCUAGGCUUGAAGCCGAGGCUCGUCUUUCAAGGGAGUCAUCCUUCUUGGCUUCACCCUCUGCUGGAAGAAUUGAUACUGAUUACUUUCUGCGCAUUUGGAAUUCUGAGAUUGGGGAAUCAUUUCGGAAGAUCAAGAAUGACAAAACUGCUUGCCAAAGUCCAGCCUCUCAGCUAUCUUCAUCCACAAAGUAUGGGUCGGUUUCAGGCACCACAACAGAAAUGGGACUCAUAGUAGCAGGUUCCUCUGCUGCAGGAAGCAACCAAAAUGAAGAUACAGAAUGCAAGAGCAGCAAAUUGUGCACUGAAGAUGUCACGGGAGGGUCAGAUUCGUCGAUUUCCAAUGAGUUGGACUUGGAGGAUUCAUCUGAAUCAGCGUUGCAACUGCUUCUGGAUUUCCCUGGCAACAAUGACAUGAGCUUCUUAGAAGAACAUACUGUUGACUAUGCAAUGUAUCAUGCUAUUUCAACAGAAAGCUCCUUAAAUUGCUCCAUCUGAGAAAUAUAACCUCAUUUUCCUCUUGAAAAGUAGCAAGAUGUUUUAGAGCCUUGGUUGCUUAAGUUGUGAGCUGGUCAUUUUUUUUUUUGUAUUUCCAGCUGUGAAGGAGUAGUAUAAGUAAGUAGGUGUGGCCUUUCUGUGUUAUGACUCAAUUAUAGUGCCUACUUAGUUAAGUAUAUAUAGAGGACAUACUUUUGCGUUUAGGAGUUCAUUUUUAGUUUUUAAUGCUUUAUCUGAUUGUCAUUGCGAGAUCAUACUGAUGCUAAUAUAUAUUCGGUGUUUUUGUGCUUC
Ilex paraguariensis (yerba mate) is the source of this 1384-nucleotide messenger RNA. NCBI's taxonomy places the organism in Eukaryota, Viridiplantae, Streptophyta, Magnoliopsida, Aquifoliales, Aquifoliaceae. The record is from the annotation of a GenBank genome assembly.